Messenger RNA from Cornus florida, 1726 nucleotides. Its product is annotated as mitogen-activated protein kinase homolog MMK2-like. Gene Ontology annotation, biological process: intracellular signal transduction; protein phosphorylation. The transcript has 6 exons. Gene Ontology annotation, cellular component: cytoplasm; nucleus. The record is from RefSeq and is a predicted model, not a curated record. NCBI's taxonomy places the organism in Eukaryota, Viridiplantae, Streptophyta, Magnoliopsida, Cornales, Cornaceae. The coding region runs from base 215 to 1339 and encodes 374 amino acids. Gene Ontology annotation, molecular function: ATP binding; MAP kinase activity.
GUUUGUAUAUAUAACAUAUAUAUUUGGUAAAACUUAAAAGUUGGCUUCAUUUCACGGAUAUUCAAACCAUGUUCACAUAAACUCACAGAUUCACAGACACCCAAUAAAUUAAAAAAACUAGUAAAUCUACCCACACGGUUUUUCUGAAGUUUUAAAGAAAAAUUUGCGAUAAAUUGAGCUAGGGCUCGCCUCUGGAGUUUCAGAAACUGCGAUCAUGUCUGUGGAGUCGAGUUCUGCUCCAAGUGAUGGUAAUAUCAGAGGCGUGCUCACUCAUGGCGGUCGCUACGUGAAGUACAACGUGUAUGGCAACUUUUUUGAGGUCACCAACAAGUAUGUCCCUCCCAUUAGACCAAUCGGUAGAGGUGCUUAUGGCAUUGUUUGUGCUGCUGUGAAUUCAGACACACACGAGGAGGUUGCUAUUAAAAAGAUUGGGAAUGCAUUUGACAAUAUCAUAGAUGCUAAAAGGACAUUAAGAGAAAUUAAGCUCCUUCGCCACAUCGAUCAUGAAAAUGUUAUCGCUAUCAAGGACAUAAUACGACCACCAAAGAAAGAGGCCUUCAAUGAUGUCUACAUUGUUUAUGAACUGAUGGACACUGAUCUUCAUCAGAUCAUCCGUUCUAAUCAGCCAUUGACAGAUGAUCAUUGUCAGUACUUUCUGUAUCAGCUGUUACGUGGACUGAAAUAUGUACAUUCAGCACAUGUCUUGCACCGCGAUCUUAAGCCUAGCAAUUUGCUUCUGAAUGCAAAUUGUGACCUUAAGAUAGGAGACUUUGGAUUGGCAAGGACAACUUCUGAAACGGAUUUCAUGACUGAAUAUGUUGUCACCCGUUGGUAUCGGGCACCAGAGUUGCUCCUUAACUGCUCAGAAUACACUGCUGCAAUUGAUGUUUGGUCUGUUGGAUGCAUACUUGGUGAAAUCAUGACCAGAGAACCUCUGUUCCCUGGCAAAGAUUAUGUUCAUCAGCUGAGACUCAUUACAGAGCUAUUAGGUUCACCUACUGAUGCCAGCCUUGGAUUUCUUAGAAGUGAUAAUGCCCGAAGAUAUGUUAGACAGCUUCCACAAUACCCAAAGCAACAAUUCUCAGCUAGAUUCCCCAAUAUGUCUCCUUUGGCUGUUGAUUUGCUUGAGAAAAUGCUUGUGUUUGAUCCCAACAAGCGCAUUACAGUUGAUGAGGCUCUUUGCCACCCAUACUUGUCAUCUCUUCACGAUAGCAAUGAUGAGCCCGUUUAUGCCAGGCCAUUCAGUUUUGAUUUUGAGCAGCCAUCGUUCAACGAAGAGAACAUUAAGGAGCUCAUCUGGAGGGAAUCAGUGAAGUUCAAUCCAGAUCCAAUUAAUUAGGAGACUGAUUGCAAUGGUUUGCAUAUGCUGUAGAAAUUUGUUGGGAAUAACUUUAACCCUGGAUAUAAUGUAUUUAUAUCCUUGGCAAGAGUAGGUACACAAGAUUAAGGAGAUCAAGCAGAGCUGGUCAGAAGGAUUUUGGAUCUCAAUUUAUCAGCAAUGAACCCAAAGCAUUUGAUGAUGUGGGUUCAAAUAUCGGCUGGACCAUCUGGUAAUUUUCUCUAAGCUGAAGAUGAAGCCAGUAAAAAACUGGUGAUCAUGUCCAUGAUUACCAAGGGACCUUAUUGUUGUAAUGUUUAUUGAUCUGACUUUCUUACUCUUCCCACUAGAAUCGAUGUAUGAAUCCUAGCGCUGUUUAUAUAUUGGAUGUAUGUGCAUAUUUAUUUA